This is a messenger RNA of Schistocerca piceifrons (Central American locust), 2742 nucleotides long. It is a transcript of the gene Cul2, whose product is annotated as cullin-2. Bases 148 to 2385 code for a protein of 745 amino acids. NCBI's taxonomy places the organism in Eukaryota, Metazoa, Arthropoda, Insecta, Orthoptera, Acrididae. Gene Ontology annotation, cellular component: Cul2-RING ubiquitin ligase complex; SCF ubiquitin ligase complex. The record is from RefSeq and is a predicted model, not a curated record. Gene Ontology annotation, molecular function: ubiquitin protein ligase binding. The transcript is spliced from 15 exons. Gene Ontology annotation, biological process: SCF-dependent proteasomal ubiquitin-dependent protein catabolic process; protein ubiquitination.
UGUCUGGUGUGUGUAUGUGUUGUAUGUAUGGGAAUCUUUGGAAUAUCCAAGCUUCGGCAGUGAAAGGAAAGAUAAAAGUUGUUGCAGGUGUCGUCAGUCAGAUGCGUUUGUGUACUAUGUUUUGAUUGUGUACAAGACACAAGAGACAUGUCUUUGAAACCAAAGAAUGUUGAUUUCAAUGAAACAUGGAGUGCUUUAAGAGAAACGGUAAAAGGAGUACUAACACUUAGUUCUGUACCUCGGUCUGUUUGGAAUGAUCGCUUCAGUGAUGUGUAUUCACUCUGUGUUGCGCAUCCUGAACCACUUGCUGAUCGUUUGUACCUGGAAACGAAAGCUUUUUUAGAUGCCCAUGUCAGAUCUCUAUUGGAACAAGUGCGAGCAAAUGGUGAAAACAAUCUUCUCAGAGCAUACUAUCAAGCUUGGAGCCAGUAUAGUCUUGGCUGUCUUUAUCUGCAUAAAUUGUAUUUGUACUUGAAUCAGCAACACAUCAGGAAACAAAAACUGUCAGAAGCUGAAAUAAUAUAUGGCAAUCUUAGUGCUGCACUGCAAGAGCAGAUGGAAGUUGGAGAACUAGGUCUUGAAAUUUGGAAAAAGAAUAUGAUACAACCAUUAAAGGAUAGUUUGGUUAGUCUUCUUUUGGAAGGCAUACAUCAAGACCGUCUAGGAGAAGGUAAUCCAAAUUCAACAGAUAUCAUAAGGGGCGUGAUACAGUCUUUUGUCAGUGUUGAAGAAUUCAAGAUGAAAGGAAACCUAUGUUUAUAUGAAGAAAUAUUUGAGACACCUUUCCUUGCUGCUAGUGGGGAGUACUAUAAACUUGAAGCUAGCAGACUACUGCAGACAUGUGAUGUUUCAUUGUACAUGGAGAGAGUCACCCUUCAGUUAAAGGAAGAAACACUUAGAAGCCAAAAAUUCUUGCACUGCAGUUCAUUCCCAAAGGUAAGAGCCAAGUGUGAACAUCAUAUGGUGGAAGAACACCUGCCUUUUCUGCACAGUGAAUGUAAGGCAAUGGUGCAGCAAGAACGUAGAAGGGACUUAAGCCUUAUGUAUCCCCUGUUGCGUUCUGUGCAGGGUGGAGUUGCUGUGCUAAUAAAGGAAGUACUUGAACAUAUUAAGCAACAGGGACUUGAGGCGAUUACUGGAUUGCGUGGAGACAAUAUACACACGCAGUUUGUGGAAAAUAUGUUGGCUGUUCAUAAAAAGUACAAAGAGCUUAUUACUGAUGUUUUUGCUGGAGACCAAAGUUUCAUGGGUGCACUAGAUAAGGCGUGCUCAUAUGUUAUUAAUUAUAAAUCUAAUCCAAAAAUAAUGUGCCGUUCCCCUGAAUUGCUAGCAAAGUACUGUGACUCUCUAUUGAGAAAGUCAGCAAAAGGGAUGUCAGACACAGAAAUAGAUGAUCGGCUAGCACAGUCCAUAACAAUAUUUAAGUACAUUGAUGAUAAAGAUGUCUUCCAGAAAUUUUAUUCAAGGAUGUUAGCCAAAAGAUUAAUACAUCAGCAGAGUCAGUCAAUGGAUGCUGAAGAAGCUAUGAUCAACCGACUGAAACAAGCUUGUGGUUAUGAAUUCACAAACAAACUUCAUCGCAUGUUUACAGAUAUAUCAGUUUCAUCUGAUUUCACUAACAAAUUCAAUGACUUUCUGAAAAGUACAUAUGGAUGUGACUUGGGAUUCAAUUUUUCCAUGUAUGUCCUGCAGGCUGGAGCUUGGCCUCUUACGCAGACGACAAUUACAUCAUUCUCAGUACCUAAGGAACUGGAGAAAGCUGUUCAAAAGUUUGAAACAUUCUAUCAUAAAGGAUUCAGCGGGAGGAAACUGACAUGGCUGCAUCAUCUUAGUCAAGGUGAAUUGAAACUUGGCUAUCUUAAAAAGCCGUACCAAGUUACAAUGCAGACAUUUCAAAUGGCCAUCCUUCUUCAGUUUCAAGAGGUCGAUUCAUUAACUUGUCGAGAAGUGCAAGAAUGUUUACAACUCUUCGAUGAACCUUUUAAUAAGCAUGUUAUGGGUCUAAUUGAGUCAAAACUGUUGAUGACUGAUAAUCAGGCCCUAGGACCUGAUACUGUGUUGCGUCUUAAUAAAGAGUACACAAACAAAAGGACAAAAUUCAGAAUUACUACUAUCGCCCAUAAAGAAUCCCCACAAGAAAUAGAACAAACCAUAUCUGCUGUGGAUGAGGACAGAAAACUUUACUUACAGGCAGCAAUUGUGAGGAUUAUGAAAAGCCGGAAAGUACUUAAGCACAAUUGUCUGAUUCAGGAGGUAUUGAGGCAGUCAAAAGCUUCGUUUGCACCAACAAUAAAUCUUAUCAAAAAAUGUAUAGAAGCCUUAAUUGACAAGCAGUAUAUUGAACGUACUCCACAUUCACCAGAUGAGUACAGCUAUGUGGCGUAAAAAUGUGACUCUCAAGAUGGCUCUUAAGGAUGCAAAAGCAUUUUCCUUGAUUUUGAAUAUACGAAUGAUUACUACCACUACAGUUAUUUACUAAACUUGAGAGAGUGAUUGAAAGUGUAAACAUAAUUUUCGUUGUAAUGGUGUUUCUUUUGCAAUUAUGAUUGUGUUUGCAAUGAACUUGUUGAGCCACUUGUAUUCCAGCAGUGUUUUGAUGUUGCUUACAGUGUGGAUGCAAUCAUGCUUUGUGGCUUUUGAUAACUGUUGUGAAGUAUGUAGUUGCUGUACAGGAUUAAAUUAAGACUGUUGUUUGGGAGUGAUUCCCCCCCCCCCCCCUCUCUCUCUCUCUCUCUCUCUCUC